Messenger RNA from Trichomonas vaginalis G3, 630 nucleotides. RefSeq lists its product as uncharacterized. Lineage: Eukaryota; Parabasalia; Trichomonadida; Trichomonadidae. The transcript has a single exon. The record is from RefSeq and is a predicted model, not a curated record. The annotation marks the transcript as partial.
AUGCUUUCAAUAGAAAAAGAAAAUUCAAGAGUUGCUACAACUAAACCAUUAGAUGAACUUUUUACUAAUGUCGGUCAAAAGUUUGAGACAGAGACCGUAAAGCAUGAAGGCUAUCGUUUUGACUACCCGUUAAGAUGGUUAAGAGACCCAUCCGUCACAAAAGCUAUUGGCUUUCGUAGAAUGAAGUUCAUUUCAGAAGCCAUACAUGGUUUCCCAUUUACGGUCGGUUUUGAAGUUCGAUACUAUAACAAAGAAAAACGUAUGUAUGAGAAAUUUGAACAGGGAAAACUUUUACAAGUGAAUUUGCUUGUAAACUUAGAAACAACUCUUCAAGCUUUUCAAGAAAAAAUAAACGACAUCUAUAUCGAAUAUGCAAAGCAGUAUAACAUUGACGAAGGAGAGUACCAUCUCGAUAUUAUAUAUGACAGGAAAAAUGCAACUGUUAAAAUCAAUAGAAUAGAAGACCUUGGAGAAAACGUUUAUAUUUCUACAAAAUAUAACAACUUGGCAUGGUAUAGAUUUAUGAGGAUGUUAAAUCAGCCUGCAGAAUAUCCAGUACACCCGGACUUUUAUGAAGUCGAAAACCCUAAUGGAACAUAUGAAAAUGUUUUCGACUCAGAUGCUAUUAUC